GGUUCAACCAGGUGUUCAACGUUCCGCUGCCGAUAAAAUCUGUAGCCUAUAGCGUGACCCUUUCAUGAUUUUUUUAAUACCAGCUAUGUCUGAAAUUUGAAGCUUUUCCAGGUAAAUGUAAUAGUCGCCGUGAGCAUCUGGACCGGGCUUCUGGUCGUCAUUCGACUUCCGGCGCUUCCGGCAUCAAAAAUGGCAAAAUGGUGGACGCGCAAGUUUUGAACUUCAAUGACAGUUUUGAAAAAGAAACUGUUUUUUCUCGACGGCCAUAAUAAUGAGCAGUAUAGCCACGCUGGGAGACUCAAUUGAGGACUAUGAGGUUUUCGAGUUCCUCGGCAAAGGCGGCUUCGCUGAGGUGUACCGCGCCCGGUCGCGCCUCUGCGGUCUUCAGGUGGCCAUCAAGAUGGUGGACAGGGCUCAAGAGAGGACUUGUCCAGACCUCAAGAGGAGAGUUCAGCAGGAGGUGAAGAUCCACUGCCGACUCAAGCACCCGUCCGUGCUGGAGCUGUACAACUACUUUGAGAACAAACGCUACGUGUACCUCGUUCUCGAGUACUGUGCCAGCGGAACGCUGCAGGGGUACCUGGAUGCGAGGGGCGGAACGCUGUCUGAGCCCGAGGCGCGUCACCUUCUGCAACAGAUUGUGGAGGGCCUGUUGUAUCUGCAUUCGCAUGCCAUCAUGCACAGGGACCUCUCGCCCGCAAACUUGCUGCUCACAAAGGAUUUGCACGUGAAAAUUGGGGACUUUGGUCUGGCAACACGGCUGUCCCAUCCUGCUGAGCGCCACACGACCUUGUGCGGCACUCCUAACUACAUCUCUCCGGAAGUGGCAUCACGGGGCUCCCAUGGCCUGGAAGCAGAUGUCUGGAGUAUCGGUGUGUUGUUCCACCUGUUGCUCGUAGGAAAGCCCCCCGGAGUCUCGGGAACGUUGUCGUGUUCCAAGCGCCUGUCCCACGAUGCCAGCUCCCUCUUGGCGGGACUUUUGCAGAGGGACCCUCGACAUCGACUGCCGUUGAGUGAAGUGCUUCGGCAACCUUUUUUCCUGCGUGGUAGCGCAAAGGCGCUGAGGCCCCUGAGCCUUGCUGUGGCCCCACAGAAGCCCUUUAACACCUGUCGCCUGCGCCCCGUUCGACUACGAGCUAGGCACACCAUCCUGAGCAUUCAGCCAAGCGGCCAAGCGUGCAUCGAAUUCAUCCGCAACGGUGUGGUGGCCGAGGUGUGCAUCGUUUCUGGGGACGGCCGCCAGGUGGCCUCGUUUCGCCCCCGUGGACCGGGUCAGCCCCCAGGCGACGCCCCGCCUCCCCUGCCCCCCGACGUCAAGUGGCUCCAGUGGAACGGGCUGAACGAAAGGUUGCAGGGUCGGUACGCAUCGCUGUCCCGUUUCGUAGGGCUGGUGCGUCAGAAGACUCCCAAAGUCGUGCUCUACACCCCGCAGGCUGCCUGCAUGCUCACCGAAAACAGGGACUUUGAGGCAUCCUUCUACGCAGGUGGCAAAGUUGUGCAGACAGCUGAAGAAGUUAGAGUAACAGAUGUUUUAGGUCAAACGACCACAUACAGUGCUUCAGACUCCCCCUCUGGGGAACACUGGGAUCUCUUCUGUGAGAGUAAACGAUAUUGCCAGGCACUGGAGGCAGCCAUCGAAUCUGCUGCUGCACCAGGCUUUGAUCCCUUCCCAGCUGUUUUCGGCAGGAAACCUCGAGAAGCACAGAGUGGCACAUCGCCAUCAUCUCGUAUGUAUAGCCGGAGACAGGACAUGCCCGGAUUUCACUCCAUAUUCAAAGACGCGAGUUCAGCAAAGAACACUCCUUCCAUCACGUACGCAUCAUGCAUUGCACGAUCUGUCCAAUAAUUCCUGCCUUUAUUCCGCGCAUAAAUACAAACGUCCGCAACUUGUUCAAAAUACAUACGAUAGUUUUUCCACCGGCAGUACCAAGCUCCGUACUCUUUACCAUGCUACGGCAUAAUAUACAUAUCACUGGGAGCGUC
Molecule: messenger RNA, 1983 nt
Organism: Ornithodoros turicata
Lineage: Eukaryota; Metazoa; Arthropoda; Arachnida; Ixodida; Argasidae
Gene: SAK
Product: serine/threonine-protein kinase PLK4-like
Exons: 10
Coding region: 272-1846 (524 amino acids)
Biological process (GO): mitotic spindle organization; protein phosphorylation
Cellular component (GO): nucleus; spindle pole; cytoplasm
Molecular function (GO): ATP binding; protein serine/threonine kinase activity
Source: RefSeq, a predicted model, not a curated record